AUGACUCGACAGAUCGUUCUCCGCCACCCCUCAUCGGUGAACAGGAGGCAGCCGCUUCUGGCGAAUAAGUCGUCGCGGUUCUCGUCGUCGUGCGCCGUCGUGGGCGGCGGCGGCGGAAGGGGAAUAGGGGAGGUGGUGGGAGGGACGACGGCGGAGUGUGCGGCGGUGUGCUGUUGCUGUCCAUGUGCGUUGGUGAAUUUUCUGGUGCUGACUAUGUAUAAGUUGCCGGCGGGACUUUGUAGAAAAGCGCUUCAGGAAAAGCGGCGACGUAGGCUUACGAAGAAGGGGAUUUUGCCGCAGAGAAGUUGUAGGUGUGAUUGUGGGUGUGAUGAUACGGAACUGCAAAUACAUCCCAUCGCCGUUGAUAUGUCGCCGGCGGCGGAUAAGCAGGUGAAAUCGUUGCAGACUGAUAAGGAUGUGCUUAAGUUGGAGAAGGAGAUGUGGGAUAGGUUUUAUGCUACUGGCUUCUGGAGAAGUCCUUCUCAGAGAUACAAUCCUUAA
Camellia sinensis is the source of this 501-nucleotide messenger RNA. The record is from RefSeq and is a predicted model, not a curated record. NCBI's taxonomy places the organism in Eukaryota, Viridiplantae, Streptophyta, Magnoliopsida, Ericales, Theaceae.